Chlorocebus sabaeus (green monkey) is the source of this 12152-nucleotide messenger RNA. RefSeq names its product cadherin 8 (gene CDH8). Gene Ontology annotation, biological process: cell morphogenesis; cell migration; cell-cell junction assembly. Gene Ontology annotation, cellular component: axon terminus; adherens junction; plasma membrane. NCBI's taxonomy places the organism in Eukaryota, Metazoa, Chordata, Mammalia, Primates, Cercopithecidae. Gene Ontology annotation, molecular function: calcium ion binding; beta-catenin binding; cadherin binding. The record is from RefSeq and is a predicted model, not a curated record.
CGGAAUCCGGAGGCGCCUUCCUAGCGCGCGAGGACCAGUCGGCGCUCGCCGCCCUCGGGAGCUGACCCCGAGCCCCUCCAGCCAUUUGUGAACCAGGAGGCUUGACAUUAGCCAGCGCAGGGCCCCACACGAGAAAUUUCAAUGAAAAGAAAAGCCAAUGGAUUGUGGUCUUAGAAAAGCUGCUUAGAUGAUGUCUGUUUCCCAUGCUAUAGACACGUGGCAGAGCUGUAAGUAAAUGCUCGGCACUGCAUGAUGAAUUGGAUGGCUGCAGACCGGAGACAAAAAAAAUAAUUGUCUCAUUUUCGUGGUGAUUUGCUUAACUGGUGGGACCAUGCCAGAACGGCUAGCGGAAAUGCUCUUGGAUCUCUGGACUCCAUUAAUAAUAUUAUGGAUUACUCUUCCCCCUUGCAUUUACAUGGCUCCAAUGAAUCAGUCUCAAGUUUUAAUGAGUGGAUCCCCUUUGGAAAUAAACAGUCUGGGUGAAGAACAGCGAAUUUUGAACCGCUCCAAAAGAGGCUGGGUUUGGAAUCAAAUGUUUGUCCUGGAAGAGUUUUCUGGACCUGAACCGAUUCUUGUUGGCCGGCUACACACAGACCUGGAUCCUGGGAGCAAAAAAAUCAAGUAUAUCCUAUCAGGUGAUGGAGCUGGGACCAUCUUUCAAAUAAAUGAUGUAACUGGAGAUAUCCAUGCUAUAAAAAGACUUGACCGGGAGGAGAAGGCUGAGUAUACCCUAACAGCUCAAGCAGUGGAUUGGGAGACAAGCAAACCUCUGGAGCCUCCGUCUGAAUUUAUUAUUAAAGUUCAAGACAUCAAUGACAACGCACCAGAGUUUCUUAAUGGACCCUAUCAUGCUACUGUACCAGAAAUGUCCAUUUUGGGUACGUCUGUCACUAACGUCACUGCGACGGACGCCGAUGACCCAGUUUAUGGAAACAGUGCAAAGCUGGUUUAUAGUAUAUUGGAAGGGCAGCCUUAUUUUUCCAUUGAGCCUGAAACAGCUAUUAUAAAAACUGCCCUUCCCAACAUGGACAGAGAAGCCAAGGAGGAGUACCUGGUUGUUAUCCAAGCCAAAGAUAUGGGUGGACACUCUGGUGGCCUGUCUGGGACCACGACACUUACAGUGACUCUUACUGAUGUUAAUGACAAUCCUCCAAAAUUUGCACAGAGCCUGUAUCACUUCUCAGUACCGGAAGAUGUGGUUCUUGGCACUGCAAUAGGCAGGGUGAAGGCCAAUGAUCAGGAUAUUGGUGAAAAUGCACAGUCAUCAUAUGACAUCAUUGAUGGAGAUGGAACAGCACUUUUUGAAAUCACUUCUGAUGCCCAGGCCCAGGAUGGCAUUAUAAGGCUAAGAAAACCUCUGGACUUUGAGACCAAAAAAUCCUAUACGCUAAAGGUAGAGGCAGCCAAUGUCCAUAUUGACCCACGUUUCAGUGGCAGGGGACCCUUUAAAGACACGGCGACAGUCAAAAUCGUCGUUGAAGAUGCUGAUGAGCCUCCGGUCUUCUCUUCACCGACUUACCUGCUUGAAGUUCAUGAAAAUGCUGCUCUGAACUCCGUGAUUGGGCAAGUGACUGCUCGUGACCCUGAUAUCACUUCCAGUCCUAUAAGGUUUUCCAUCGACCGGCACACUGACCUGGAGAGGCAGUUCAACAUUAACGCAGACGAUGGGAAGAUAACGCUGGCAACACCACUUGACAGAGAAUUAAGUGUAUGGCACAACAUAACAAUCAUUGCUACUGAGAUUAGGAACCACAGUCAGAUAUCACGAGUACCUGUUGCUAUUAAAGUGCUGGAUGUCAAUGACAACGCCCCUGAAUUCGCAUCCGAAUAUGAGGCAUUUUUAUGUGAAAAUGGAAAACCCGGCCAAGUCAUUCAAACAGUUAGCGCCAUGGACAAAGAUGAUCCCAAAAACGGACAUUAUUUCUUAUACAGUCUCCUUCCAGAAAUGGUCAACAAUCCGAAUUUCACCAUCAAGAAAAAUGAAGAUAAUUCCCUCAGUAUUUUGGCAAAGCAUAAUGGAUUCAACCGCCAGAAGCAAGAAGUCUAUCUUUUACCAAUCAUAAUCAGUGAUAGUGGAAACCCUCCACUGAGCAGCACCAGCACCCUGACCAUCCGGGUCUGUGGCUGCAGCAAUGACGGUGUCGUCCAGUCUUGUAAUGUUGAAGCUUAUGUCCUUCCAAUUGGACUCAGUAUGGGCGCCUUAAUUGCCAUAUUAGCAUGCAUCAUUUUGCUGUUAGUCAUCGUGGUGCUGUUUGUAACUCUACGGCGGCAUAAAAACGAGCCAUUAAUUAUCAAAGAUGACGAAGACGUUCGAGAAAACAUCAUUCGCUACGAUGAUGAAGGAGGAGGGGAGGAGGACACAGAGGCUUUUGACAUUGCAACUUUACAAAAUCCAGAUGGAAUUAAUGGAUUUUUACCCCAUUACAGAAGAGGGUUGCUAGGAGGAAUGUCACAAGAUGCUGUCUGAAGAGAAAGACUGUGGAAAACCAUGGCUUCAAUGAACUCAGAGGUCAGGACCAGAAAAGGAAAUGAGAGGUCACCAAAGCCAAAUGUUAAUUUCUUGGGAUUUCUUCUGUACAUGCAAAGAACUCCAGGCCAUCCUAUGAUUCCUCAUAAAUAAGAGGAAGAUUUUAACAAUUAUGCUCUAAGAUGGAACAUAACUAUUUAGGAGUCAUUGGGAUCACCCUCCCCCUUUCCAAUACUGUUCUGCUUUGACUACAAAUAUGUCUAAUGGUUUUCUAAAUUUUCUUAACCUCUAAAGUUUGAGAGCUAUGUCAUUUUUGUCAAGUCUGAUUGUUGAGUAUGUGAAUGGAUGUUUUUGGCUCAAUGUUAGAGCCAAAAUUUAUAAAUAAUAAUUAUUUAUAAAUAAUGAUAUUGCAAAUAAACUUUAAAAAAGACCUUUAAACAUAAAAAUCCUUUUAUAUAAAAUACAUACUAGGUACUAGGCUAGUAACAGAAAAAGGAUAUACCCAACACAAUUCUCUUGCCUUUCAAGACAUGGAGUUAAACUGGAUAAACUAUAAAAGCAAAUAAAUGAUAAAACAUUUGAUUUGGCUAUCCUGUGGAAGAACUAAGCAGUGUUUUUAAAGCACAGAGAAAGAAUAUUUAUCUAAGUCUGCAAAGGCAAGAUAUCUUUCUUGAGGCUGUGUUAGAAUGAGUCUUGGAGGGAAGCAAAUCUUAGACAGGGAGUAUCAAAAAGUAAGGCUAGCUUGAGGUCCUGACACCUGAAAAUAAAUGGUGAUGUGAAGGGAUCUCUCAAUGGGCUUCAUUAUUGUGUUUCUCAAUGUAUGAAAUUCUCCAAGUUACGAAAACCAUCAGUAUCCUUAUUUAUUUAAGAAAUAUGUACCAAAGAGUUCCCAUUCAUUUGAGUGCUGGGAAUACAGCAUUGAAUAGGACAAAAGAGAUUUUUUUCCCAAAGAACUGUAAUAUGGAAGAAAUGUAAAUAAAUAGAAAUACAAAAAAAAAUUUGAUAUGAUAGAACAACAUAGAUGGAUGAGAAAUGAAAUGUUUUACUUACAGUGGACAGAAUGAUAUUUGAGUUGCCAAGUGAAGUUUUUUUAAUCAAGGAAAAUCAUAGUAAAGAGUUUGGGAAUGCUUAUGUUAGUUGUUCUCCUAGACUGAAUCAGUGGCAUAUACAAGAAAGAAUAUGAAGUCCAGAUUAUAGUGGAUAAAGGUGAAAGAGAUGCAACAGAUGUGGAAACCUGGGCAGAGACCAUAUUAUCCAGGCUUUUGUCAACCAAGAUAAGGAGCUCAUGUUUACUUCAUGUAAAAGAGAAGGCAAUUGAAGGGAUCCAAAAGCAGGGGGAUGAUAUGAUCUGAUUUAUAUUUUUAAAAUAAUCAGUCUGACUCUUAUAUGAAAAUCACAUUGUAGUAGACAUGAAUGAAAGUAGGAAACCCAGAUAGAAGGUUUUUAUCAUAAGCCAAGGAACAUAUUAUCUUGACUUUAUGGAGUGGUAAUACAGAUAGAAGGAAUACCCAGAAUUCACAUAUAUUUUGGAUAUAAAAUUGGUAGUAAUGGUAGUUCAAUUACAUGCUCAAAACAAAGAUGGAAUCUAAAAAUAACUGCCAGAAUUUUUGGCUUGAACGACUAUGUAAUUCGUGGGGCCAAUGACAAAAUUUAGGAAGACAAGAAGUGAAUUUGUUUAUCAAAGGCUGACAUCCUAACUUCUCUACUAAUGGACAACAGAAAAGGAUAACAGAAAUCAGAGUCUUAUAGAAAUUCUUACAUGGAGUGUGUUAGGGACUGUCUUAGUCAGGGUUCUUCAGAGACACAGAGCCAUUUGGUGAGAGAGAGGAGCUUUUAGCAGGAAUUGGCUCAUGAGAUUAUGGUGGCUGAGAACUCCUACGAUCUGUUGUCUGCAAGCUGGAGGAAAACCAGUAUUGCAGUUCUGUCUGAGUCCUAAGGCCCGAGAACCAGGGGAGAUAAGAUGUAAAUGCCAGUCCGGAGUUGGAGAAGAUGAAAUAAGAUAUUCCAGCUGAAACAGUCAGGCAGAAAAAAAGGCAACAAAUUUCCCCUUCCUGUUCUUUAUGCCUUCAGUGUAUUAGAUGAGGCUUAAGUAUACUGGGGAAGGCAAUCUACUUUACUGAGUCCAUUGAUUCAAAUGCUAACCUUAUCUGGAAACACCAUCAUGGACACACCCAGGAAUAAUGUCUCAUCUGUGCAUCCUGUGGCCUAGUCAAGUUGCCAUAUAAAAUUUACCAUCACAGGGAUCAUUUGAAAAACAUAGCUACAUUUUGAUUUUUUCUAUAUAUCAAUACCUGAGUCAAUGAAGGUCACAAGAGACAUGAUACAUUUCGGAAAGAAAAGUUCGGUCAGACUGAUCAUUUUAUAUAUUUUAGCUUUCUAGAAAUUAGAAAAAAUGUAAAGGCUCCACUAAAGUUAGUUCAUUUUUGGCUGAAGUAUGAUGGAUUCACUUACUGGAAAUAAUAGUUAGUGGAAAUGAUGAGAUAAUAUCCCGAAACCUUUAUGUAUGCUUACAUAAAAGUAGAAAAAAAAAGGCACAUAUAGCUUUCUCUAUAAACAUAAUACUUUGUCCAGAAAGCGUUCCUGAGAUAUACCCUUUCUCUUUGGACUGAAUACUAAAUCUCAAGAGAAGGAACAUUUGGUCUUUGUGGUUUAGGUAUGAUAAAAAUUACAGAAGAAACACACUCAAACAAAUCAUUUUUGUUGGUUUAUUGCUACUUACUGAUAAAGUUAUCUGGUUGUUUGGAAGUUUAGGGUUUUGGCACUUAAUUAAUGUUAGGUGCAUAGAAUUGAAGCAAUAUCCAUCUGGAGAGAAAAGUCUUAUGCAGAGUAAGUAUAAGAAAUUCUUAUAUUAAAAGGUUAUUGAUGAGAAUGCAUCUAAUCUGUCAUGCACUUAUCAUGCUAUAAGCCCUGUGCUUCAUGUGUGGGGCUUGGACAAAGAUAGAAAGACAUCCUUCUUUUUCAGAGAUUACUGUUUUCUGCAGUAGUUUGACACAGCUCUUGUUUUUAAAAUAAUAGCAUUGUGUGUGUGUUUGUGUGUGUGUGUGUAUAUAUAUGUUUUAGUACUUUCAAAUUGCCAUAAAAAUACUGAUUCCCAAUAAUGAAUGCUUAAUGAGUUUACAGAUAGAAACAUAUUUAUUGAGCUACACCAUAAAAAAAAUGAAGAAUUCAAUCGGUCAUUAUGGUGAGAGAUGGAACAUACAAAGGUGAUAUCACAAGUGCAAGGCAGGAAGACCUGAAGACACAGAGUCUAGAAAAUACAUUGUGUGUGUCUUAAAAUCUGGUGGGAAUAAAGUAAAACCAGAAAAUUACAGAUACACCAAUUUUUGCUAUGAGAACAUCAAUAGAAACUAAUAGUGUAUUAAUAAGUAAUACCUCUUGUUUUAAUAUUGUUUGUCCUAGGAAUAGAAAGGUCAUCUUAUAAAAUAGUUAAUUGACUAUCAAACACAAAAAUACAUACAUAUGAACAUUUCUAUAGGUGCAUUUUAAAAAAGUGUGAUAGAGUUCAUGACCUACUUAAGAUAAAAACCCUCAGAAGAUUAAGCAAUAUGCAUAAAUGAAAAUGUCCUUAAAUUGAUAAAGGGUAAUCAACCCAAAUUUUAUAGUAAAUAAAAUAGUUAAUAGAGAAUUGUAAGGGAAAUUUAUUUAAGAUGGAAAUAAGAAAAGGAAGGCUGUCCACUUUGCUUUGGUUCAAUAUAAUAUUCAAAGUCCUGACUACCACCAAUAUCCAAAGAAAUGCUAAAGCAGAAACAAAGUUUUAAAGCUUUAUAGAAAAGAGGGGAACUGUGCCACUAUUUACAGAUAAUAUUGUCAUAAACAUAGAAAGUUAACAGAGUAAAUAGACAAACUAUGACUACUAAGCAAGUAUUUCAGCAAUGCCGCUAAAUCUGAAUGAUUUAUCUGAUGAAAGGAAAAUGCUAAUGAUGUCAAUUAUAUUAGCAAUGUAUAAUUUUUAUUCUAUUAUAAUCUAAAUAAUAACAGAAAUUUGUAACCAAUUCAAUAUUUUGUUUUUAAAUUUGAUUUUAGUAUUUGUUGAGCUCUACAAUUUUACAUAAAAUUUAAGUAAGACUAGUGAAGAGAUAAGAAAGCAAUAGUAUUACACUACCAGGUAAAACAAACUUAUCACCAAGGUGUAAAAAAUAAGACAAGCCAAUGGCAAUGCACAAAAAAAAAUGAGCAAUAAAAUCAGAUAUGGAAAUCCUGCUGCAGGUACAAAGGCAAGCCCAAGUAAAUGAACCAAAACUCAAAGUAGUUUGCUUUUAAAAAUGCAAAUGUAAAACAGUAAGCUAUCACUCUAAAUUUAUGGGACAAGUAUAAAAAGGUGGAUACUGUCAAGUGUUAGUGAAAAUAUUAAGACUGAGAAGAUUCAUGCAUCGUAUCUCUUCUGUAAUCCAACAAUGCCACAUUGUGGGGUAAAUUCAAGAGAAACUCUUACACAGAUUCCUAAGCGAACAUGUUCAGUGUUAUUGAUCAGGCCUUUUUUUUUUUAAAGUGAGGUGCUAGAGGCACUGAAUGCAUCUGCACUAGGAGAAUGGAUAUUAUGUCCUCUUAAUAAAUACUAAGAGUUACUAUGGGGCAUUUAGAAGUAAUAAAAUAAAUGCACACAAGCCAGCAUGUGUUCAUUCUGGAAAAAAAUGUCAAAUUAAAAAUGUAAAUUGCAGAAUAAAACUUGUGAUGAAAUAACAUCUAUAGUCAUUUAAAACAAAUUCACAGAAAUAUACAUUUUACAAAGAUAUGUAUCCAAUAAUAUUUAUUUUUGCUCACCUGAGAAAAAGUGGCUGAUCUACUUGCACUAGAGCUCUAAUAAACAAAUUGAUACAUAAAUAAAAAUAAAAUAAUGUUAGGUAUGCUUAGAAAAAUCAAUAAAUAAUACAUUCCUUGGACUUGGUGUUUGGUAUAGGAAAGCAAGUAUUACAGUGAGGAUGGGUGGUAUUCGGACUGUGAAAGUUUGUAUGUACUGAAGAAGCUAGACUAAAAUGGGAACUCCAGCCUGUGAAAUUGCGCUGUGUAGAACAGGAACCCAUACGAUUUAGAUACGUAUUUUCAGUACAAGUUUAGAUUUCCGUUAUAUUUCACAUUUGUUGAAAUACCCAGACUAAACGUUCUUAGAAAUCUUAUUGCAAUAAAACUGUUUAUUCCUGGAUUUCUUAAAUAUAGUUAGUUAAUUACGAUUUUCUUCACUGAAUAACCAAUGUUAUCUUUGUAAAUAGAUGUAUUUUGUAAAUAAAAUUUAAGCAUCACUAUUGGAAUCGAUAGACACUACUAUUAGAAUCAAUAGAGAAACUGAGGAUUUUUAAGAUGUGAAGGGAUAUGAUCAAAUCUAAUAUAAUUUUCUUCCUUGUAAUAGGGUUAUAUUCAGGAUAUCACCAUCUAUUUAUUGGGCAUCUACACUGCACAUAGCUCUGUGAUGAGUGUAAUUGGGAAUAAAGCAGUAGGAUAAGUCACAGACCUUGUUCACACAGAGCUAAUUGGAGAGAUAAAUUUAACACACUGAGAUAAUUAGAUGAUGUGACCUACCACAUAUGACAGUAUGUAAAGGAAGAGGCAAAGUGUGGGGAAGCUGUCAAUUGACAUUCAGAAAAAAGAAAAGAUCAAGGAAGUUCAGAUGGCUGGAGAAAUCAGUGUGCAAGAAGUUGAGCUUGUUUUUUCAGGCUUAGUUCCCCACUGAGAAGAGGGCAUUUGUGAGACAAUGAUUGUUCACAUAGGUUAUCGCAGUAGUCUAUGUCUACUUGUCUCCAAUCUUCUCCGUCAAUUUUUGGAAAUCUCUAUUAUCAAGUAAACAUCCUAAAAUAUCACAUCUUAAAAUGACCAAGAUCUUAAAAUGGCCUUCUAGUCAAGGAUACAUAUCCAAGAAUAUUUAUUUUUCCUUAUUUGAAUUUUGCUCUUUGCAGUCGUUUUUAAUUUGGUUCAGUAUAUACUUGUAGAGUUUGUGGGUGUUUCAGGUUUUCCUGGAACGUAUAUCCUACUCAAAAGAAACUUCUAGGCUGGUUUUAAGGUUCAAGACGGAGAAGAAUGACCUUGCUAUAUUAAUCAAUGACCUCCAUGCCAACGUAAUUCACCCUAGCUUACUCAUCCAAAUCCUUUCCCUUCCCUUUUGUCAAAAUAAGAUUCUCCCCCUCAAUGGCCUUUGCUGAAGACACUCAGAAAUGUCCUUCUUCCUAUUAGUACCUAACUACAGACACUAUAUUUAUACUUGGAUUCUCUUCACAGUAUUGGGCACAGAGAUCAGAUGCUAAAACCCCAGGAGUUAAGCAGCCUUCUCGUAAAAGUGGCAAAGUAUAUUGAGUGAGUUAUUUUACAAAUAAAGAAAAUAGUCCUAAAAGGUUAAUAUGUUGGAGAUGAAAAAGAAUCAAACCAGUUCAACAUCUAUAUUGUCUUUAGAUAACAAUGGCUAUUGGGGGUGGGGGGGAAAGAAUAAAAUAGAAACUCAAUUCCAAGUAAGCAUUUAUUUGUCAUGUUUAUUGAACAUGGAAAUGAUUAAGUACUUUGAGGAAAACAAAGAUUUAUGUGACACAGUCCUUAGAUUGUAAUCCUUUAACUUACAGUGACUUGUUUAGUGUUAUCCUCUGUAAAAUAAACUUGCUCUUAAACUGGGCUCCACAGACAUUAACAGUUGGUGUGGCUAAUGAUCAUGAAUGAAGAGAAAAAUCAGCACACAGUGUCACAGAUCUUCCAUUAUCACUCUCACUGACAUCACUUUGUCUUACUUCCCAAUAUUUUUGCUUGAUGUAUCAGGUAAACCACAGUGGAAGGAAAUGUUUUUGUUUGGCUUAACAACAAUUAGCUUGACAUUUUUUCAGAAACCCCUUGUAGCUUGUAUGUACGAAUAGCUUCUAUUCACUCAAAAAGGUGCACAUUUUAAUAUGAUCACAUUUUCUGUGACAAAAGAAAAAGAAAAUUGGAAAAUGAUUUUGAAGUUUGUUAAAUGGAGUAAAGACAAUACUGGAAUGUUUUUCUCAAUCAAAAUAACGUAGAGUUUUUGUUCUAUAACAUUUUGUCUAUCUUAUCAGGGAGAACAUUUACAGGAAUGCAGGUGUUUUGUAUUCAGUUGUCACAGCCACUGUAUGACUGACCUGUAAACCUGCAAGAAAUAUUUAACAAUCUUGUCAAUGUUUGCCGUGGGAAAAGGCAUUUUCAUGUCUUCAUGUUUCUUACAACUUGGGAUGGUCCUGAAAGUCCCGUGUUGAAAUGAUGAAGUACUAGACUAUUAUAGUCUAUCAAACAUGUAAGUUAGGCUCAUAUUAUUUGUAAAUUUGUACAGGAUAAUAUUCGGGCAUAUUCUACAUUGAAGAAUGUAGAAACCAAUUUUUCUAGCAAUAGGGUGGUUUUAUAAUCACUAUGAUGAUUGCAACCAGUGAUUCUGCAUCAUGCUGCAAAAUGAUCACUCUCUUCUCUUUUAUCCAAUGUGGCUGAUGUCAAAGGAUGGCACACACUCUGCACCAAAUUCCUUAAUAAGGCAUUAUAAACACUCUCACAAAUAUGCUUGUGGGAUAAUGAUGAAGAGGUCCUUAAGGUUGUUUUCUAAGAUACGUACUCCCUAUUUAGACAGAGAUGUUUACAUAAGAUCAUUAUAUCAAUUUCCCACACUGUGCCCCACCAACUCAUCACUCAAAUCAAGCCUGCUAAAAUCCCUCUGAUCAAUUAGGAGAGAAUGUGGUAACCAAUACAAAGUUAAGUGAUUUGGGAAGGUGUCUUCUAACUACUCAGCUCACGUAUAACACAAAUGUUCAUGACAUGGCCAUAUUGAAAGAUGAAGGGUCUUCUCCUGGUCCCCAUGAAAGAAUCUAAUAAGGAUAAGUAAUAACUUUCUGGGAUCCCACCCUGAAAUUGUUCCAUGUUCACUGUUUCUGAGUAUUUACUUUAUGGCCUAGUCUGUUGGCUACUCCUUCAUGGGCUGACCUUCUCUGAUGCCAUGCUGUGACUCACGCAUUCUAUUUUGCUUCCCACUUUAGGAUUGGAUGGUGCAGUUCUUUAAAAAAAAUGACUGGGUUCUACUUGGGUGACCCCUUGGAUGUAGAAAUAUGGUCUUUGAGUUUUAAAAGGUUUGUAUCUGAGGAAUUGAAAUAUUCAUUUACCAGUUUCUGCAGAAUAGCUCCUCUGUAUUGCACUAUUGGGUAAGGAAAGUUCAGUUUGUUCCUAUUGGAUCAGAAAGGCAGGAAAAGGGGAUGUGGGUAAUGUCCUGACAGGAAGAUAUGGCACACUCAAAUUAAGAAAUUAAGGAUGAUUUAAUGAGUAUAUAAUUUCAUAUGUAUGGGCAUAGUUGAGGAAAACCAAGAAGGGUAUGCAGAAUGUCAAAGCUAACAACAGAAAGGAACCAGCUAAUAUUAUUAGUCCUGACUGGAAAACAAGAAUAAGUGGUUGCUGGAAGUUGAAAAGGAAGCUAAAGUUUUUAUCUGUGGAUUAGGAGACAGGACCUAUGGCAAAGAAGGGUGAUUGUGCCCUUUCAUUUUGUCCACUGAUUAUGAGGGGCCAGAACAAGGACAUAGAAAGAAUUAGGCAGGAAUAAAGGAAGUAAAAUACUAUUGAACUUUGUUAAUUGAUUAGAUAUUUUGGGAUAUUAUUUUCAUAAAUUUCUAUGCAAUGCCAAUUAAAUAAAUGUUAUUUUUAUCAUCAUUCUACAUAUUAAGAAACCGAGAAUCUGAAAUCUGAAGCAACUAGAUCAAAAUCACAUAUCUUCUCCUGAUUAUAAAGGCUGAUAUUUACAGCCUUUGAGUGGUUAAUUGCUAUCUAAUGACAUUUCUAGGCAGGACCAAAAACAUGAUCCCAUUUAUUUGUACCAACAGUGUUGCUGCAAGAUUCUCAAAUCAUAUCCCUUGUGGCGGUAAGUCUUAUAAAGUCCUACUUUCAAAGAGAAUCAAAUCAUCUCUUAAUUUUCAUGGAAUCCUUAGUCUGCUAUUUUUGCUCAUGUCCAGCUUUUUCCCAUUCCCUGUGAACAAUUUGGGAAGCAUCACUUUAGGCUGAGGCUCUAUUAUAUUCACAAGACAGAUAUGUUUAGAAAUAAGAUUUCCAAUAUGUUCCCCAUCACCCUUUCUCCUAAACAUACAUUUGGAAAAAAAUUCUUUUUGUAACCAUUAGAAUGAAAUUCAAUAUAUAAUUCUGGAAUGUCUCAAUACCUCUUACACUUAUGACAUAGAUAAUAACCAAAUGCAACCUCAUGUUUUCCAGAGAUUUUGAAUAUAUGCUUGUCCUCAACUAUAGGGGCAAAAUUAUGUUUCCUGAAUACACCUGGAAAGAAAAGAAAGCAUGUUUUUCAGGCAAUGAUACCAGGAGAUAAUAGACUAUUAAAUUAUCAUUCAUAGAAGGGGAUUUAGCAAGUGUGUGAAAUCAUCCUCUCCUUACACACUUGGUGCUGAAAGACUGUAUACCUGUCUACUGUGAAAAAAGGAAGAAAAAAAUAAUCUCAAUCUUUUCACAAACUCGGGUCAUAGAGUUGCUUAUUCAGCAAACGCUUAUUGGGUGUCCUUGACAUUUUUCAAUGCAUCUUUUGGGGGAGAAAUAUUUUUCUAAAUCAUACAGAGACACUAUAAGAAAUAAAGAUAUCUGAACUACUGUGAGGAAACAUUUUGAUGUUCUAUGAAAGGAAAUAUUAAAGGAGCCUAAUUUCACUGAGUUAGGCAGGAGGUCCUCAAAUUAAAAAGAAAAGGAAUUUAAGCUAACAUUUAAAGGACAAAAAAAAAAAAAAAAAAAA